This is a messenger RNA of Ziziphus jujuba (common jujube), 2816 nucleotides long. RefSeq names its product G-type lectin S-receptor-like serine/threonine-protein kinase At4g27290. NCBI's taxonomy places the organism in Eukaryota, Viridiplantae, Streptophyta, Magnoliopsida, Rosales, Rhamnaceae. Gene Ontology annotation, biological process: recognition of pollen; protein phosphorylation. Bases 52 to 2538 code for a protein of 828 amino acids. The record is from RefSeq and is a predicted model, not a curated record. Gene Ontology annotation, molecular function: protein serine/threonine kinase activity; ATP binding. The transcript has 7 exons.
UUAGUCAGGCCCCCGCAUACCCCCCCCCAAAAAAAAAAAAAAAAAGAAAUCAUGGAAACCUUUCAUCUCUUCACCAUCUUCAAUGCGUUGGUCUUUCUCCAAUUGUUCUUAAAAUCAUAUAGUAAUUUAAUUGACACCAUAACUCCGACACAGUCAAUCACUGAUGGUGUAACUUUAGUUUCCUCAGGACAAACCUUCGAGCUAGGCUUCUUCUCUCCCGGAAGCUCCAAAAACAGGUAUAUUGGGAUAUGGUACAAGGCUACUCCUGAAGUAGUUGUCUGGGUUGCAAACAGAAAUAACCCAAUCAGUCAUUCAUAUGGGGAAUUGAUCAUCACCAACCAGGGAAAUCUUCUUCUUCUUGCCAACCAAACCAGGAGCAUAAUUAUUUGGUCCACAAAUACAUCAAUGGUCGCAAAAAAUCCAGUUGCUCAAAUUUUGGAGUCGGGGAACCUUGUAGUUGGAGACAGAGAUAGCUUAAACUCUGAGGUCUAUGUAUGGCAGAGCUUCGAUUAUCCAACAGACAAUUUUUUAGCAGGAAUGAAGAUUGGAUGGAACUUAAAAACUGGUUUUGAACGACAUCUUACAUCAUGGAAAAGCAAUGAUGACGACGACCCAUCAACUGGGGACUUCACUUGGAGGUUGACCCUCAAGGGUCUUCCUCAACUAUUUAUAAUCAUGGGAACAACCAGGAUCAUCAAGUUCCGGUCAGGACCAUGGAAUGGAGUUCGAUUCAAUGGUAGUCCCAGUACACUAGCCUUUCCUGUUUUCAAAUUCUUUCUUGUAUCUAAUGAGGAUGAGGUAUAUUACAGCUUCAGGUCCAAUGCGGAAUCAGUAAUAACUCGAGUGCAAGUAAACUCUCAUGGUUCAAUGGCACGUCUUACGUUGUAUAACGGGAGCACCCAAUGGUCUAUCAUGUAUGAAGUUCCAUACGAACCCUGCGAUGGAUAUGGAUAUUGUGGGGCUAAUGGUAUUUGUAGGAUUAACACGGAUCCAUUUUGUGAGUGUUUGAAGGGUUUCAGUCCACGGUCUGUUGAAGAAUGGAAAAUGUUGAAUUGGUCAAGUGGGUGUGUGAGGAAGGUUCCAUUGGAUUGCCAGGGACGAGGAGAUGGAUUUCUGAAGCUUGAGGGGGUAAAAUUUCCAGACUUCUUGGAGUUUUUGUCCAACAAGAGUAUGAGCUUGGAGGAAUGCAAGGAGGUAUGCUUGAAAAAUUGUUCCUGUACAGCUUAUGCCAAUUCGGAUCUUGAAAAAGGAAGUGGGUGCAUGAUUUGGUUUGGUGAUCUGGUUGAUGUCAGAGAGUUGAGAAACAAAGUUAGCGAGGAAAAUAUCUAUCUACGAUUGCCUGCUUCAGAAAUUAAAUCAAACGGUGACAUGCAAAGAAAGAGAAGACUAAAGACAGUCAUAAUUGUUUCAAUAAUUAUUUCUAGCAUCUUCUUGUUGGUACUACUCCUGGUAAUGCUCUAUUGUGUGUAUUGGAAAACAAGAAGCAAGAUGAGAGGAACAAGAAUCGAUAAAGAAGAUGAACUAGAAUUACCUUUAUUUGAUUUGGCUACCAUUGCAUCUGCUACAAACAAUUUUUCACCUGAAUAUUUAAUUGGAGCAGGCGGCUUUGGUGAUGUUUACAAGGGGAACCUUAAAACAGGACAAGAAAUAGCAGUAAAAAGACUGUCCAAGAAUUCAGGACAGGGUGCUGAAGAGUUUAGGAAUGAAGUAGAAUUGCUUGCAAAGCUUCAGCAUAGAAAUCUGGUUGCACUUUUUGGCUGCUGUAUUCAAGAAGAAGAAAGGAUGCUAAUCUACGAGUAUAUGCCAAAUGCAAGUUUGGAUCAUUUUAUCUUUGAUAAUGCAAGAAGGAAAAUACUGGGAUGGGAAAAGGAAUUUGAUAUUAUCAUGGGUAUUGCAAGAGGACUUCUCUACCUCCACCGAGAUUCUAAACUUCAGAUUAUUCAUAGGGAUCUCAAAGCAAGCAAUAUUUUACUAGAUGGCAACUUGAAUCCUAAGAUUUCAGACUUUGGCUUAGCAAGGAUCUUUGAAGGUGAUGAAAAAGAAACCAGAACAAAGAGAGUAGUUGGCACAUAUGGAUAUAUGUCUCCGGAGUAUGCAAUUGAUGGGAAGUUUUCAGUAAAGUCCGAUGUCUUCAGUUUUGGUGUUCUUUUGCUAGAGAUUUUGAGCGGAAAAAGAAAUCGAAGGUUCAAUCAUCCAGAUCAUCAUCACAACCUAGUGGGACAUGCAUGGUUGCUGUGGAAUGAAGGCAAAGCCUUAGAUUUAGUAGACCUACAUUUUGAGGACACGUGCAAUGUUGAUUCAGCUCAAGUGCUGAAAUGUGUUCAAGUGGGGCUGUUGUGUGUCCAAAAGUUCCCAUGUGACAGACCAACAAUGUCCUCCAUAGUUUACAUGUUAGAAGACGAUGCAACUUUGCCUCCACCUAAACAGCCUGGUUUUUUCAUGGAAAGGAGCUCAAAAGAGAAUGAGGACACAAUCUCAAGAAACGAAGAACCCUGUUCACUUAAUUCAGUGACUUUGACGAUGGCUAAUGGUAGAUAGAUAGAUGUCUAAAAUCAAAUAUAUAUCAUUGUUUUAUGAAAAAUCUCUAAUGCUGGAUCCUGAACUAAAGUUAAAGUAUAGGAACUGACUCUGACACAAAUUCUCUUAUUAGCACUUAUACGAUGUUUUUGGCUAAGUCUAAUUUGUAUGCAUAUAGAAAUAGAUAGAAGAGCAAGGAUUACUUAGAAAAUAUUAUGCAGUUCCCAUUUAUAUGGUCAGUGAAGUAGUGCUUGUUAUAUGCAGCAUUUACGAGUCAAUACAAGCCAAGUCUUUCAACA